AAGGAGUUCAAGAGACGGUUCUUCAACGCGGACAAGCCGUGCGCGUUGGGCGCGAUCGGCGCGGCGUGGCCCGCGAUAGAGAAGUGGCGGAAUCUGGAGUGGUUCAAGGCGACGCACGGGCAUCGAAACGUCCCGCUCGAGAUUGGCGCGUACGACGACGCGAAGCGUUGGCGCGAGGAGACGAUGCCGCUGUCGAGGUUCAUCGACGAGUAUUUACUCCCGGGGCUGGAAGAGGAGCGAGCGGCGGCGGCGGCGGGCGGCGGCGGCGGCGAGGAAGGCGGCGGCGGCGACGAGGAAGGCGGCGGCGCGAAGAACGUCGCGUAUCUCGCGCAGCAUCAGCUCUUCGAGCAGCUCCCGUCGCUGCUCCGCGACUUCGACGCCCCGGACGUGUGCGGCGUCGCGGGCGGCGUGCAGCGCGUGAACGCGUGGAUAGGUACGGCCGGGACGGUCACGCCGUGCCACUUCGACUCGUACGAUAACUUACUCGGGCAGGUGGCCGGGUAUAAGUUCGUUCGGUUGUACGCGGAGAGCGACGGCGCGUUCAUGUAUCGUCACGCGGGGGCGUGGGCGGAGAACCGCUCGGUGGACGUCGAGCGCCCGGACCUGACCAAGUUCCCCUUGUUCGCGAACGCGACGCACAUGGACGUCGUCAUCGGCCCCGGGGAGUUCAUUUACAUCCCCGCGCGGUGCUGGCACUACGUCCGCGCGCUCACGACGUCGGUAUCGCUCAACUUU
Micromonas pusilla CCMP1545 is the source of this 735-nucleotide messenger RNA. RefSeq lists its product as uncharacterized. The transcript is spliced from 2 exons. The annotation marks the transcript as partial. Gene Ontology annotation, molecular function: 2-oxoglutarate-dependent dioxygenase activity. The record is from RefSeq and is a predicted model, not a curated record. Lineage: Eukaryota; Viridiplantae; Chlorophyta; Mamiellophyceae; Mamiellales; Mamiellaceae.